CUGGGAGAGGCUCAGUAAAUACCCUGUAUGUAGGAGGGGGCUGGCAGGGAGGGAGAGUUUAGGGGAGUACUUUGGAGGUGACAGUUGCCGUAUAUAAGGCUGCUGUCCUGUUCUGAGCUCUAGAUGCUGUGUGUUAUGGGAGACAUGGGGAGCCACAGACUGUCAGAGAGGCCAGUGAACGCGGUCCCUUUUCCUCCUACACAUCGGUUAACGGCAGAUGAGGUGUUUGAUACAGAUGGGAAGCCCAGAGUGGACAUUCUUAAAAACCACUUAAUCAAAGAAGGUCGAGUUGAUGAAGAAAUUGCACUUCGCAUCAUUAAUGAAGGGGCGGAAAUUUUGCGCAGAGAAAAAACUAUGAUUGAAGUGGAAGCCCCAAUCACAGUGUGCGGGGAUAUUCAUGGGCAGUUCUUUGACUUGAUGAAGCUGUUUGAGGUUGGAGGAUCUCCGGCUAACACAAGAUACCUCUUCCUGGGGGACUACGUAGACAGAGGUUAUUUUAGUAUAGAGUGCGUCUUAUACCUAUGGGUCCUGAAGAUUCUCUAUCCCAAUACGCUGUUUCUUUUAAGAGGCAAUCAUGAAUGCAGACACCUUACAGAAUACUUCACUUUUAAGCAAGAAUGUAAAAUAAAAUACUCGGAGAGGGUGUAUGAGGCCUGCAUGGAAGCGUUUGACUGCCUUCCUUUAGCGGCACUUCUAAACCAACAGUUUCUAUGUGUUCACGGAGGACUUUCCCCAGAAAUACACAGCUUAGAUGACAUUAAAAGGCUAGACAGGUUCAAGGAGCCACCUGCAUUUGGGCCAAUGUGUGACUUGCUAUGGUCAGAUCCUUCUGAGGACUUUGGGAAUGAGAAGUCGCAGGAACAUUUCAGUCAUAACACAGUCAGAGGAUGCUCUUACUUUUACAGCUACCCGGCUGUCUGUGAGUUUUUGCAGAAUAACAACUUGCUGUCAAUCAUCCGAGCACACGAGGCACAGGAUGCGGGUUACCGAAUGUACAGAAAAAGUCAAACGACAGGAUUCCCCUCAUUAAUAACGAUAUUUUCAGCACCUAAUUACUUAGAUGUCUACAAUAAUAAAGCUGCUGUGUUAAAGUAUGAAAAUAAUGUGAUGAACAUCAGGCAAUUCAACUGUUCCCCACACCCCUAUUGGCUGCCCAACUUUAUGGACGUCUUCACUUGGUCGUUGCCUUUUGUUGGAGAAAAGGUGACCGAGAUGCUGGUGAAUGUGCUGAGCAUUUGCUCAGAUGAUGAACUUAUGACAGAAGGCGAAGACCAGUUUGACGAACGACUCAUAUAUGGCAAUAAAAAAGGUACAGCGGCCGCUAGAAAGGAGAUCAUCAGGAACAAGAUUCGGGCGAUCGGCAAGAUGGCGAGAGUAUUCUCCGUGCUCAGGGAGGAAAGUGAGAGUGUGCUGACACUGAAGGGGUUAACCCCCACUGGAAUGCUGCCUAGCGGAGUGCUGGCAGGAGGACGGCAGACCCUACAAAGUGGUAAUGAUGCUGCUCCCUACCUUGGAUGGGAAGCUUCUUUUUCCUGUUGUAGGAUUCCCCCAAAGCAUGCUGGGAGGCUGUAGUGGCUAAUACGAUUUGUGUCUUGUUAACUGGGCAACAGGAGCUGAGAGUUCACACCAGGGUAUAGACCGCAGACACGUGUUGGCAUCUCUCUUACUAUCGCCAUACUGUACCCACAUAAAGCCUGCAAGACCUUCUUCUGACACCUAUCAGUUAUAUGUGCUCAGUUUAUAAGUAACCUGUCACUUUGUUACUCUGAACUUAAUAUAACUUUAUUUUGAGAA
This is a messenger RNA of Bombina bombina (fire-bellied toad), 1794 nucleotides long. Its product is annotated as serine/threonine-protein phosphatase 2B catalytic subunit beta isoform. Gene Ontology annotation, biological process: calcineurin-mediated signaling. Bases 124 to 1572 code for a protein of 482 amino acids. Gene Ontology annotation, cellular component: calcineurin complex; cytoplasm. The transcript has 13 exons. The record is from RefSeq and is a predicted model, not a curated record. NCBI's taxonomy places the organism in Eukaryota, Metazoa, Chordata, Amphibia, Anura, Bombinatoridae. Gene Ontology annotation, molecular function: calmodulin binding; calmodulin-dependent protein phosphatase activity.